Molecule: messenger RNA, 2293 nt
Organism: Acyrthosiphon pisum (pea aphid)
Lineage: Eukaryota; Metazoa; Arthropoda; Insecta; Hemiptera; Aphididae
Product: dentin sialophosphoprotein
Exons: 6
Coding region: 758-2071 (437 amino acids)
Source: RefSeq, a predicted model, not a curated record
AUGAUAUUAUUAUCAGUUACCACUUAUUACUAUGGAUACAGUAUAUUAUCGAUUAAAAUAUUAUGUUCACUCUGGAUUCUAGAACUUGACUAAACAUAAAAAGUGCUGUAAUAAAAAAUAUUUGUAAAAUAAUACAAACACCAAUCAUAAGUAAUUAUCGGCAAGAUGGGAAAAACUGAUGAAUUGAACGGUUGUUUUCAUAAUCGUCUCGAGCCUGGAAUGACAAAAGAAACGAUCAAGGAAAGUUGCAAACAAAAUAAAUUGUACUUAAUACCUAGUCACAAUGAUGUACUGUAUCUUCAUUUUAGAGGAUUUUCAAAGAUUGAAAACUUGGAAGAAUAUACUGGGCUAAAAUGUCUGUGGUUAGAAAACAAUUGCUUAACAAACAUUUCUGGACUCGACAAUCAAACAAAGCUCGUCGGUUUGUACAUGCACAACAACGCAAUCUCCAAAAUCGAAAAUCUUGAUUUCUUGAUCAAACUAAACACGAUAAAUUUGAGCCAUAAUUUCGUUAAAAUUAUUGAAAACUUAGGCAAGUCAUGCAUCAGGCGAGUUUAAUUAAAAAAUGAUAGUUAUUAUUUUUUUUUCUUAAUGAAUUUUAGAUCACUUGCAGGACCUAAAUUCGUUGAUUAUAUCUCACAACAAGCUUUCUACAGCGAGCGACAUUGCUCAUUUGGCCAACUGUAAAACCUUGUCUAUACUCGAUCUUUCAUUUAACUACUUAGAUGAUCCAGAAAUCAUUGAUGUUUUUACCAACAUGGAAUCUUUGCGAGUUUUGUCUUUAACUGGAAAUAGCGUGAUUUCGAAGAUAAAAAACUAUCGGAAAACAUUAACUAUAAAAUGUAAAGAACUUCGUAACCUGGACGAGAGGCCUAUAUUCAAAAAGGACCGUUUGUGUGCUGAAGCUUGGAGUACGGGUGGUAUCGAAGCGGAACAAGCCAUGAGAACCAAAUUAAACGAAGUCGAACAAAAAACUAUUUCGGAUUCCGUAAACGCACUAAUGAGUAUGCGUCGAAAUAGGAAUGUACAAAUUACUCCGUCAGCCUCCGGGGACAGCGGCCACCGGGAAGGCGUCGACGUGAGAGAUUCUACAGACAGUCUGAUUGUGUCCAAAGACUAUUACGAUGAAUGCGAUUCUUCAGACGACGAUUCCACCGACGAUGGAUCGUCCGUCAUAGACGCAAAUCUAUUGGUACGCGAAAUCGACGAUAAUAACAAUGGUGAAAACGACACUACAGCUGCUGACGAUUCUGUUGAUCAAUCGACACGUGAUAACGAUAAAGGUUUAAGCGACCCCGAGAGUGACAUCAUAGAUUACCCGCGUGAUCGAAUGCCUGCUGGUGACCGGAGUACCUGCAUCACCGCGGUGGACCGCAGCAGCGGAAGCCGAGAAGACAUCGAUUCAAGCCGCCCCCCGAUCAUCGCUAUCGCAGAAGAUGGUGACGAACUUGCAGAAAGAUUGGAUGAUAAAUGUGAACACUUUGCCGACAGUAAAACCGACGCGUCUCCGAAUAACAUCGCGACAAACAAUAAUGCAAAACCAUCUCUCGAACAGCGUACCGGUGACCGUUUAUGUUCAUACGACUCGGCCGAGCUGACGAUUGAACCUAUCGAAAAUGAAUUCGUUUCCGCUGAGAUGAAUUACGCGAAUGACGAAUUAAAUCCAGAUGAAAGCGGAAAACUUGACGACGGGAAUAGUAAUGAAAACUAUAACAAUAAGAAUGUGGUUAAUAAUCAUCAUCGAAAUGUCGGCGGUUCAAUCGAAAUUAACAACACAUUAAAGGACAACGAUUCUGAAACGUGCAACAAUCCCGAUUUAAAUGAAAGACAAGAUGUCGAAGGUUUACCUUUAUUACGUUCAGAGCAAAUUAUUAACACUUCACAAAUAUUAUGCGCAGAAAGGUUAUAUACUCUUGACAUAAUUGAUCAUGAUAAUACCGGAGAAGAAUUAAGUUUAACUGAAACCUGCGAAUCUGAUCGAAAUGAAAUUAAAGCAAUUCCUAUUCAACUUCCAUGGCUGUCGCCACCUCAAACAAAAGAUGAGUUUUUUAUUAAAAAAAGUUCUGAAUAAAAUCAUCAUAAAACAUAAGCACAUUUUUGUAAAGUAUACUAAAAUAAAUAAUAUUUAAUUUAUAGCUUUGAUUAAUUCUAUAGUUAUUAAAUAUAAUGUUAUAAAAUUAAUAUUUGUUUUUUGAAAAAUUAUAAUCAGCUAUUGAAUAUAACGCACCAAAGCAAUAGUAUACAUUUGUUUAUUUUCAUUCUAUAUUUAUUAAUUUUUAAAUAAAUACCCAAG